Molecule: messenger RNA, 708 nt
Organism: Pangasianodon hypophthalmus (striped catfish)
Lineage: Eukaryota; Metazoa; Chordata; Actinopteri; Siluriformes; Pangasiidae
Product: NACHT, LRR and PYD domains-containing protein 3-like
Exons: 3
Coding region: 220-708 (162 amino acids)
Source: RefSeq, a predicted model, not a curated record
CAAAAGAAGAUAUCAAACAUCAGCAGAAAUCAGUUGGAGUCCAUAUUCAAGGAGCUGGAACACAAAGUCAUCACUCUGAUAAAGAAUGAGCUGAAGAGGUUUAGGAAGCUCCUGAGUCCAGAUUACCCAGCAUGCACUGAGAGGGAGGUGGAGGAUGAGGAGGAUCUGCACAGUGUCCGAGAGGGAGUGCUGAAGAUCACACUGCACGUCCUGAAGAACAUGAACCACACAGAUCUCGCUAACACAUUGCACAACAAACUCACCUCUGUGUAUCAGCCAAAGUUCAAAUCCAAACUUAGAGAGAAGUUUAAACGAAUUAAUGAAGGAAUCUCACAGCAUGGAAGCUCAGCACUUCUGAACGAGAUCUACACAGAGCUCUACAUCACAGAGGGUUGGAGUGGAGAAGUCAAUAAUGAACAUGAGGUGAGACAGAUUGAGACAGCGUCCAGGAGACCAGCAACACAGGAGACACCCAUCAAAUGUAAUGAGCUCUUUAAAGACAAGUCCAUCAGAAGUGUGCUGACUAAAGGAGUUGCUGGAAUUGGAAAAACAGUCUCUGUGCAGAAGUUCAUUCUGGACUGGGCUGAAGGAAAAGCAAAUCAGGAUGUCUUCUUCAUGUUUCCACUUCCCUUUAGAGAGCUGAAUUUGAUGAAUCAGGAAAAUCUCAGUCUGAUGAGUCUUCUUCACCAUUUUUUCCCUAGAAAUUAG